AUGCACCGACUGAGCCGCGCGCUGCUGCGGGCCCUGCCUCGGGCCCCGCUGCUCCGGCAGCCCCCGGGCCCCGGCCGGCUCCUGCCCGCUGCCCUGCGGCCGGGGAGCCGGGGCGGCCUCUCCACCCGGCCCCGGCGGGAGCCGCCCGCCGCCCCGCAGCGCCCUGCGGCCCAGGGGCCGGGCGGCGAGGAGGAGCAGUUCGUCUUCCCCGAGUACGUGGCCGAGCCGGGCCCGGCGCCGGCCAGGGAGCCGCCCGCCGCCCCGGGCCGCCCGGAGAGGAGGCCGCGGGAGAAGCGGCAGCACCGGGUGACUGGGCGGCCGGACCCGUCGGUGCCGCCCAGCGGGGUGAGCUGCUCGGGCUGCGGGGCGGAGCUGCACUGCCGGGACCCCGCCGUGCCCGGCUACCUGCCCAGCGAGAAGUACCGCAGCCUCAUGGGGGGGCAGCCGGGGGGCUCGGAGGGGCAGGGGGCCUUGGGGAGGGUGGUGUGUCAGCGCUGCUGGCUCCUGGUCCAUCACCAGCAGGCGCUGCACAUGCAAGUGUCCCGGGAGCAAUACCGCAAUCUGGUGAGUGCUGCCCUGCGCAGCCCCCCACGCCACGGACGCCGCCCCCUGGUGCUAUACAUGGUGGACAUGCUGGACCUGCCCGACUCGGUGCUACAGGACCUGCCUCAGUUGGUGGGUGCAGGAUCCAACAUCCUGGUGGUGGGCAACAAGGUGGACCUGUUGCCUGGGGACUCUCCAGACUAUCUGAAGCGCUUCCGAAAACAGCUGCUGAGGAGCUGUGCCCAUGUGGGCAUCCUCCCUGCAGCCCAGGGCACUGGGGGCCAGGUUGCCAGGACUGGGAGCCAGAACUUGGUGGAUGUGCACCUGAUCAGUGCUAAGACAGGCUAUGGAGUGGAGGAGCUGAUCUCCAAAUUGCAGCGCUCCUGGAAGUGCAAUGGCGAUGUGUAUCUUGUAGGAGCUACCAACUCUGGCAAAUCCACACUGUUCAAUACCCUGCUGCAGUCUGACUAUUGCAAGUCCAAAGCCUCGGAGGUGAUCAGCAGAGCAACAAUCUCGCCCUGGCCAGGCACAACUUUAAACCUCCUGAAAUUUCCAAUUAUUAACCCUACAUCUGACAGACUGUUCAGGAGACAGGAGAGGCUAAAAGCAGAAGCAGAAAAAACUGAAGAACAACUUAGUGAUGAUGAACAAAAGUAUCUUAAAUGCCUUAAAAAGCAAGGUUAUUUAAUAGGAAGAGUUGGAAGAACGUUUCAACAACAGAAGUCAAAAGCUGUAAUUGAGUUUGAUCCUGAUGAGCUCUCUUUUAGCAUGGAAGAGGAGCCUGUCUUUUCAUCCAACAAGCCUAAAGAGAGAGUGGAAUUUACAUACAAUGAACUGAAAGAUGCUCGCUGGUUUUUUGACACGCCAGGGAUUGUAAAAGAAAAUUGUGUUUUAAAUCUUCUAACAGAGAAAGAAGUAAAGCUUGUCUUGCCGACACAUGCCAUUGUUCCACGGACCUUUGUACUUAAGCCUGGAAUGGUUUUGUUUCUAGGUGCUUUGGGACGCAUAGACUAUUUGCAGGGAGCAAAAUCCUCCUGGUUUUCUGUUGUGGCUUCUAACCUUUUGCCAGUCCAUGUUACUACCCUGGAGAAAGCAGAUAGCAUCUAUCAGAAGCAUGCUGGCAAAACAUUACUGAAGGUUCCCAUGGGGGGUGAAGAGCGAAUGAAGGAAUUCCCACCGCUUAUUCCUCAGGAAAUUACGCUGGAAGGAAUUGGCACCCUUGAGGCAGUGGCUGACAUAAAGCUGUCCUCUGCUGGUUGGGUUGCAAUAACUGCUCACUUGGAAGACAAACUACAGCUGCGAGCCUAUACUCCUGAAGGGACAACAUUGAUAAUACGUAAACCUCCUCUGUUGCCACACAUCGUUGACAUCAAAGGGAACCGCAUCAGAGGAAGUGCAUCCUAUAGAACUAAAAAGCCACCUCCCCUAGUGGAGAAUUUAAAGGCAAAUGGAACAAAUAAACAAAUAAAAAGAGUAUCUAAAAUUUAAGAAGCACAGGAGCUGGGAAGCCCUUGGACGUAUGUGUUGCUUACAGACAAUUACGAAAACAAUUAUUCAUAGAAAACACAUUCUGAUUUUAAGACUGACUUCUGUAAAACAUGUUUGAAAGACCUUGCAAAUGCAGAUUUGAAGUUUGUAUCAGGCUACUGCAUAGUGCAGCUCAUGGGAUCAUGUGAUUUGUAGUCUCUACUUCCCAUUACCAGAUGG
Molecule: messenger RNA, 2250 nt
Organism: Gopherus flavomarginatus (Mexican gopher tortoise)
Lineage: Eukaryota; Metazoa; Chordata; Testudines; Testudinidae
Gene: NOA1
Product: nitric oxide associated 1
Exons: 8
Coding region: 1-2031 (676 amino acids)
Molecular function (GO): GTP binding
Source: RefSeq, a predicted model, not a curated record